AUGACAGCUCUGGAGGCUGAUCUGCUGGCACAAUUCAAGCCCACUAUCAAUGUUAAUCUUCUGACACAAAAUCUGGCCAAAGCUGAACACACGAUGGCCAAUUCCUUAGAAUACUUCAAGACCACUCGCCACCUAGUACUAUAUUAUGAAGAUCUGAUGAAAAAUCCCAAGUUACUAUCAUAUGCCCAAGAAUUUCUAGGAGUUCCAGUCAGAAAACUUGAGAGCCAGCAAGUUAAGAUUCACACAAAACCUCUUUCUGAACAGAUUAAUAAUUGGGACGAUGUUCACAGGACACUCAAAGGAUCACCAUAUGAGCAUUUUCUCGACGAACCAGAUUACUUUCGCUAG
Ilex paraguariensis (yerba mate) is the source of this 348-nucleotide messenger RNA. NCBI's taxonomy places the organism in Eukaryota, Viridiplantae, Streptophyta, Magnoliopsida, Aquifoliales, Aquifoliaceae. The record is from the annotation of a GenBank genome assembly.